AAUCCCACGCCGCAGCAGCCCAGCCCACAUCUCUUCCCCACUGCACUCCCCGCUUUCGUCACUCCUUUCCUUUACAGUCGUCUCUUCCUCCUCCUGCAUCCUAAUCGAUCUUCGUCUUCUUCUUCUUAUUAGCUGAAUCGGGUUUUCCAAGACCAGAUGGGAGAGCUGGCAGCUGAGAAACAUGUUCAAUUCAUUCUCUCAGUCGAAAAGAAGAAGGACUCUUUGGAGGCUGUGGCAAUGGAGCAUCUAAGAAUGAAUGGGGCAUACUGGGGUUUGACAACUCUGGAUCUUCUCGGAAAGAUUGAGGUUGUCGAUGUCAAUGAGAUUGUUUCGUGGGUACUACAGUGCCAGCAUGACUCAGGUGGGUUUGGCGGUAACAUUGGGCACGAUCCACAUGUACUAUAUACCUUAAGCGCUGUGCAGGUCUUGGCCCUGUUUAACAAGAUUGAUGUUCUGGACGUUGACAAGGUUGCAAGUUAUGUUGCUGCACUGCAAAACGAAGAUGGAUCAUUUUCCGGGGACAUGUGGGGUGAAAUUGAUACAAGGUUUUCUUACAUUGCUAUAUUGUGUCUCGCGCUACUACAUCGAUUGGACAAAAUCAAUGUGGAGAAGGCCGUGAACUACAUUGUAAGUUGUAAAAAUCAUGAUGGCGGAUUUGGAUGCACACCUGGUGCGGAGUCUCAUGCAGGUCAAAUUUUCUGUUGUGUGGGUGCUCUUGCUAUUACGGGUUCUCUACAUCAUAUUGACAAAGACCUUCUUGGGUGGUGGUUAUGUGAGCGGCAAGUUAAUUCUGGAGACAUUCUUAUCAAAUCAAAAGCUAAACCUGGAGGCCUUAAUGGCCGUCCAGAGAAACUUCCUGAUGUCUGCUACUCAUGGUGGGUUCUUUCUAGUUUGGUCAUGAUUGACAGAGUUCAUUGGAUUGAUAAGGAAAAGCUUGUCAAGUUCAUUUUAGACUGCCAGGACAUUGAAAAUGGAGGAAUUUCUGACAGACCAGACGAUGCUGUUGAUGUCUACCACACAUACUUUGGUGUAGCUGGACUUUCCCUUCUUGAAUAUCCCGAGGUGAAGGCCCUAGAUCCAGCUUAUGCUUUGCCAGUUGAUGUUGUGAAUAGGGUUAUCUUGGGCAAAUAAAGAAAAUUUUGCAGACAUGAGGCUGCAGAAAGCAGAAGGAAAUCACAUAUUGCCAAGCCCACAUCCUCCUCCCCAUUCCUAAUAAGGUCAAGAGUUCUCUAACACCAGGUGUUUCUGGUGGGGCUGAUACCCCAAUUGCUCCUUCACCGGCUCCGACCGCAAGAUGAUAUCAGGCCAUCAGAUUAAUAUAUAUCAAUUUAUUAGCUAUUUACAUGUAAAUAUAUAUUGUCACUAAUACUAUGUUUGGAUGAAGAAAUUUAUUGUUACUAUAGAAUUUUAAAAUGAUGGAAAUUGAAAUGACGGAACUUUAUUUUCUAGAA
Messenger RNA from Pyrus x bretschneideri (Chinese white pear), 1451 nucleotides. Its product is annotated as geranylgeranyl transferase type-2 subunit beta 1. Gene Ontology annotation, biological process: protein geranylgeranylation. Gene Ontology annotation, molecular function: Rab geranylgeranyltransferase activity. The record is from RefSeq and is a predicted model, not a curated record. NCBI's taxonomy places the organism in Eukaryota, Viridiplantae, Streptophyta, Magnoliopsida, Rosales, Rosaceae. The transcript has 11 exons. The coding region runs from base 157 to 1131 and encodes 324 amino acids. Gene Ontology annotation, cellular component: Rab-protein geranylgeranyltransferase complex.